This is a messenger RNA of Xiphophorus maculatus (southern platyfish), 571 nucleotides long. Its product is annotated as eotaxin-like. Gene Ontology annotation, molecular function: chemokine activity. Lineage: Eukaryota; Metazoa; Chordata; Actinopteri; Cyprinodontiformes; Poeciliidae. Gene Ontology annotation, biological process: immune response. The record is from RefSeq and is a predicted model, not a curated record. The coding region runs from base 91 to 378 and encodes 95 amino acids. Gene Ontology annotation, cellular component: extracellular region. The transcript has 3 exons.
GCAGUCGCUGCUUUCUGAGAACAGCUGCUGCUGAACAUAUAAACGGAGCCGGCCGGACCGGUCCGGCACCCUUCCAGAACCUCCGGAACCAUGAAGAUCCAGCUGAGCCUCUGCCUCCUGGCUCUCCUCUGCUCCCUGCGGUCCAGCUCUGCAGCUCCAGUCGGUCCGGGCGUGAUACGUGGUGCCUGUUGCCAAGGCAACGGCAACACGCCGAUUCCCAUAGGGAAAGUGAAGGAGAUGAAGAACUCUCCGAUUCACUGCAAAGUCAGAUCUGUCAUAGUCACCACUGAGAGCAACAAGAAGUUCUGCCUGGAUCCCACCUGGAGCUGGACCCAGACACUGAAGAAAGAGUUUGGGAAAGAAAAACGGCUCCGCUGAGAUCUGGAUCUGGGUCGGAACCGAGUCUGCUGGAGCGGGAAGAACCGUUCUGAUGUUUUAACGACACACUGGACGUGUCGCUGAUAGUUCUCCGUUUUUGCUGCUAAUUUAUGAUUUUAUAAACUCUGAGUUGAUUUUCAGUUUGUCUGAUGGAGAAUGUAACAAUUGGUAACAUUUAGUAAUAAUUAGUAAC